Molecule: messenger RNA, 591 nt
Organism: Echinostoma caproni
Lineage: Eukaryota; Metazoa; Platyhelminthes; Trematoda; Plagiorchiida; Echinostomatidae
Source: the annotation of a GenBank genome assembly
AUGGAAACAAAUCGCUGCGAUCAGUCUGCAAGCCCGAGUAAGUUCCCGGUCCAGUGUCGAACGGAUUUAACGGAUUAUCUGGGUGAACAUCAAGCCCAAGUGUUCUAUGCACAUCUAUUGAUUGAUCAGAUAGUCACUCCUUCUGGAUCCCAUCGUCCUAUCCGGAUUGCUAUUGGCGAAUCAAUCCCAGUGGAUCUUACCGCUAGACAUGGUGGCUCUGGUCCCAUCCAGUUGGUAUUGGCUAUGCCUGUGUACUUUUUCAAGCGUGAACAGAGCUCGCGUCUGGUGCACGCCUCAGUCCAUGUGGAUCGUAAUAAUAUUCAACCGUGUUCGGAUAUAUCUUGUGCAACUGACACCUUAUGUAAACGUGGUUUGCCAAAUGAGGAGAAAUCUGAUCGCAAUAUGAUCUCUCUAGCCACACUGAUUGUCUACUUUCCUGUUUCUCAUAUGAGUUCAGCAAACAAUUUGUGCAUCGUGGGAGAUCAGCAAAAGCAUGUGCACUUGCCACCGGUCGAUCGAUCUGGCACGCGACUGGCCGACCAGUUACUCAUGUGCAGAUUCGAGAUGCGUUGGCGUUUGUCACUGUAUUGA